Molecule: messenger RNA, 1314 nt
Organism: Lachancea mirantina
Lineage: Eukaryota; Fungi; Ascomycota; Saccharomycetes; Saccharomycetales; Saccharomycetaceae
Source: the annotation of a GenBank genome assembly
AUGCAACAUUCAGUCGCAGAAACCUAUACAUUGAGAGCUCACAAUGCGUCAGUGACCUCUCUUAGCGUAACCUAUGAUGGCACAAUUCCUAUUCUAGCAUCUGGUGAUAGUAAUGGCAGGAUUUACGCUUGGAAUUUGAUAACCAGAAGACCGUUUGCCAAAUACGAACUUCCGUCGCAAGCCAGCAUUGAAUACUUAGAGUAUAUCGAUGGAUUUCUUUUUGCACUUUGCAAAGAUAGUUCAUUGCAAAUUCUAUCAUUGGAGGCAUUAGAUGAGAGAUUUUACGCUCCAACGCUCCUCACAGGCCAGCGGACCCGAACUAUGGCGGAAUUUUCCAACGUCUAUGAAAUUCCGGUUAAUACUCUCAAUUUUGCUAAUGUAGCCAUUCAACCCUUGAGCAAAGAAAGGUAUCGUUUAUGGUGUUGCAAUACUAUGGACUCGCAGCUCAUUGAUAUUUAUUCUUUUGAUAUUAGAGAUCCUCGGUCGCUCACAAGAGAGUUUCGCGGUUUAAACUUGUAUCCCAUGGUGAAGAGAUUUAAAGAGACUAGAACUGGUAUGAAUUUUGAUAGACUAGGUAUAGUGAUGAAAUUUGCGGCUUGUGAGAAUGGUGUCAUUUAUGUUGGCUACGAAAGUGGCUUUGUAAUUGGUUUGGAAUUUGAGCAGACUAAAAAUCCGGUGGUGGGCCAAAAACUCUUCAGACUUAAUGUCUCGUAUGUCUCAUCUGCUCACUGUCCAGAUCCUGUUCUGUCGAUUUGCGCGGAUCCAACGACAGGAAAUGUGUUGAGUUCGUCAACUCACAACAAAAUUUAUGUCCAUUCGACAUUAGAGAACCACCAUUACGGAUCCUAUACUAGUACAGUGAGUCCGGAGACAAAUGUGUCAACUGAAUAUGGCUAUUGUACAAGCAUUAACUUUGAGGCAAAGGUUAUAGAGCUCCCUGUUAAACAAAUUAGCGAUAUCGAAAGUCGGGGCAGCAUCUUGGCAUUAAAUAGCUGGAAGGGACAAUCGCUAAUCUUUGAGAACCUUAAUCCGAUUGCAAACUUUUGCAAAAAAAAGUGCGCUGUUGUUGGCAAUGAGAAGAGCAUCGGCAACGCUGACAGCGAAGCAGAAGCCAAGAAUUUUAUUAAGCCAAAUGCGUUGGCUUGUCUAUGGCUGAAUUUAAUGAAUUAUGACUUGAGCAAUGCUACGUUCAACAGAAAGAGAUUCUUGAAUAUUCUUUUGAAUAAUUGGUGUUUCAUAGCCUAUGAGGAUGGGAGUAUUCUUAUGCAUAAGGUUACGCCGCUCACCAAUCGUAGCGAGCGCAAAAUACCAUAA